GUGCCUUCUCCACGGGAUGAGGCGCAUAAAUGGAGAACAGACAUAAAUCCAAGUAAAACAUUCAUACAAUAAAAAUAAAGAUAUGCAAUUAAAAAAAGAAGGCCAAAAACUGUCUCCGCUGGGAUGAGAGCCUCCAACAAACCAAAGAUGUCCAAAGAGAAGCCCGUCUUCAGGGCCUUCCCCCUUCGCCGACCCCAGAAGAGCUGAAAAAUCGGCUCGGCUCAGGCCUUCGGUUUCCAGGCCCAGAAAGAUCUAACCGGACGUCUAGGAAGCCGACGCUGCCGCGAUCCGUAGCUGUAACGAACCGGAAGGGGAGGAGUUCAACGGAAGUUGUUCACCGAGCCCGAAAUAGGAACGGACCGCCGGAAGCCGCAGGUGCUAGAGGCCCGAGCCGCUAGCGUUGUGCUCUCGGAGGCGGAGGGAGGAGCGUACAACAUGGCCGGGCUGGAACUGCUCUCCGAUCAGGGUUACCGGAUAGACGGUCGGCGCGCGGGGGAGCUGCGCAAGAUCCAAGCGCGUAUGGGUGUGUUUGCGCAGGCUGACGGCUCGGCUUACAUCGAGCAGGGCAAUACCAAGGCGUUGGCGGUAGUCUACGGACCUCACGAGAUCCGAGGCUCCCGGUCUCGAGCCUUGCCUGACCGGGCCCUAGUGAACUGUCAGUAUAGUUCAGCAACCUUCAGCACAGGUGAGCGCAAGCGAAGGCCCCAUGGGGACCGGAAGUCUUGUGAGAUGGGGCUGCAAUUACGCCAGACCUUCGAGGCAGCCAUCCUCACACAGCUGCACCCACGCUCUCAGAUUGACAUCUAUGUGCAGGUGUUGCAAGCAGAUGGUGGAACCUAUGCAGCAUGCGUGAAUGCAGCUACGCUAGCAGUGAUGGAUGCUGGGAUACCCAUGAGGGACUUUGUAUGUGCCUGUUCAGCUGGCUUUGUUGAUGGCACAGCCCUAGCGGACCUCAGCCACGUGGAGGAAGCAGCUGGAGGGCCCCAGCUAGCCCUGGCCCUGCUGCCAGCCUCGGGCCAGAUUGCACUGCUUGAGAUGGAUUCGAGGCUACAUGAAGACCACUUGGAACAAGUGCUGGAGGCUGCUGCCCAGGCAGCCCGAGACGUGCACACUCUGCUGGAUCGUGUAGUCCGGCAGCAUGUGCAGGAGGCCUCUAUCUUACUGGGGGACUGAGUGCCAACAACCCCAUCCAGAAUAAAAGCCUGUUUCUCUGCUGAACGCACCUUACUGUACAGCCCUUCAGAACAGCUCAGAGCCCCGCAGAGCAGAGUGUGAACUGCUGUCCCUAAGUGGAGAGAGCAUCUGUGCUAGGACGAGCAAGAGUGCCCAAGCCCUCACGCUAAGGGAUGUGUAUGUUCACACAGCCCAUCUGGGACCUGAGCACCAGGCUGAGGUGGAACGUGACUGGCCGUGGUUGCCCAUCAUAGAGACGGAAGGCUAGACUAAUGAAGCAGUUUUUGACAUGUCGGUUUCAACCCCUUUGGUGGUCAAAUAUCAGAUAUCUACAUUACAGAUCAUAAACCAGCAAAAUUAUGGUGAUGAAGUAGCAACGAAAUAAUUUUAUGGUUGAGGGUCAUCAUAACAUGAGGAACUGUAUUAAAGGGUUGAAGCAUUAGGAAGGCUGAGAACCACUGGCCUGAUGUCUCCUUUCCUCAGGAAUCUCCUUGGGCCUUUUCUGCCACUUACCUUGGACUCUGAAAGGUUAACAAGCCCUUUCUGCCUCUUUGGCAUCUGUCCUUAGCUGUGACCCUUACCUCUGCACCCUUCUAGAUAAACUGCCUUCAUUCACCCCU
Molecule: messenger RNA, 1793 nt
Organism: Microtus ochrogaster (prairie vole)
Lineage: Eukaryota; Metazoa; Chordata; Mammalia; Rodentia; Cricetidae
Gene: Exosc4
Product: exosome component 4
Biological process (GO): U4 snRNA 3'-end processing; nuclear mRNA surveillance; poly(A)-dependent snoRNA 3'-end processing
Cellular component (GO): cytoplasmic exosome (RNase complex); nucleolus; nuclear exosome (RNase complex)
Molecular function (GO): RNA binding
Source: RefSeq, a predicted model, not a curated record